Rhodamnia argentea is the source of this 1361-nucleotide messenger RNA. RefSeq lists its product as uncharacterized. Bases 244 to 1002 code for a protein of 252 amino acids. NCBI's taxonomy places the organism in Eukaryota, Viridiplantae, Streptophyta, Magnoliopsida, Myrtales, Myrtaceae. The record is from RefSeq and is a predicted model, not a curated record. The transcript has 5 exons.
UCCUUCAAAUCCCACAGCGACCACUCCAAAACAAAAGCGAAAAACCGAAAUUGUUGUUUAAUCAUUUGCAUUAGUGUGCCAAUGCUAAUGGGCAUCAAAAGGAGCUUCCUUUUUCGGAGAAGCUACGGAGGAGAACGCCUUGAGGAGGGGAAGAGAAGAACAGAACCCGCAUAAAUCCAAAGCCAGAGGAACCGAAAGUUGCCUCCUUUCUGUUGGGUCUCGAGCUUUGGGGGCUGGUCGUUGAUGGCGGACUCGGAGAAGAGAGAGAAAGCGGGAGGAGAGCGGGAGGGGGAGGAGGAGGAGGAGCAGAGACUGUUGAUGGAGGGGGUGACGGUUCUUGAUUUCGACAUGCUGUGCUCGACGGUGGCGUUGCAGACGCAGGGGAAAUGGAGGAAACUUGAGAGUGGUGAUUGUGGCGGGGGUGAUGAUGAGGAGUCGGAGCUUGGUGGUGGAGUUUUUAGGAUGUGGGAAGGUGAGGUUCUUGAUUGCUUCGAGGAUCGUCGUAUUGCUCUUCAAUCUUCAUGUUGUCCAUGCUACAGAUUUGGUAAAAACAUGAAGCGUGCGGGUUUCGGUUCUUGCUUUAUGCAGGGAACCUUCCACUUUGUUCUUGCCUUCUGUGCGUUCUUCAGCGUGAUUGCUUUUGCAGUAACCAAGCGACACUUAUUUCUCUACUUAGCAGUAGCUUUUGCCUUCUCACUUGCAACAUAUAUGGGUUUAUUCCGUACACAAAUUAGAAAGAAGUUUAACAUCAAAGGUACCGAUAGCUUUUUGGAUGAUUGUGUCUACCAUUUUAUAUGUCCAUGCUGUGCCUUAUGUCAGGAAUCCCGAACUUUGGAGAUGAACAAUGUCCAGGACGGAAUUUGGCAUGGUCGUGGCGACACAAUAUGUGUGGGUACUUACAGUGAAGAAAGCAAAGCAAUACUCGAGCUGAAUUCAAGCCCUGUCUCCGCGACCGAGUGCCCCGAACCUUGCACAAUGCAAAAAGACACUACAACAGGCUGAGAAUUUCUCAAAGCUUGUGAGAAGCUGUAAUCUUCUGAAGCAUCAGUCGGGUUAGCAGUCAAAGGAUUGUCAAGCAUGCUCUGUCAGUGUGAAGCCCAAGUUGCGCUAGUUUCUGGUUGUAGUCACUAGGAGGUGGCAGAUGUUGGCCAGGCAGUACGACCGCCAUUGAUUCAGGGAAAGCGAUUUGAAAAUGUCUUUUCCUCAUUAUACUCAAAAUUUCUCCCAGUGUAGGUGUGGAAAUUGAUUUCUUAGGAAUGCAUUAGUUCUGUAGAUUGAAGAAGUUCAACCCUUGUUACUUGGGUUGCAUCAGAUUGCUGUAUGGGGAACAAGUUCAUGGUGUAUAUCAAAGUCAUUGACAU